CGCUGGUGUCGCUCUUAGAACAAGUGUCUCUUGAAGAUAUCAUAUCAAAGACGGUCCCAAAUACAUGAUGAGAUUUAAGAUCAUGAUGUGUCUGCUGCAACUGCUGUCAAGGAUGACGAAUGGAACCAGAUCAGCGUUUGAGCUGCUGACACAACGUCACAUUGGCCACACGGUAUAUGAGUACCAGAUGACGACAUCGUCGACGACACGAGCAGAUACAUGCGCUGCCAGCUGUGCACGACACCCACGAUGUUCUAUCUUCAAGUUCAACCCAAACACGUCCUUGUGCACUAUCUUCGUUCCAGACACAUUCCUACAAGUCAGCAGCGGAAACCUGGGAGAUGCAGAGAGACACUAUGCCUUAACAAACGGGUGGUGCCCAGUAGAAUACGGAUACAUCUUCCUAAAGGAUGUUCAGAUGUGUAUCUGGCUGUCGUCCACGCAGGCCACCCAAGACUCCGCCGUCAGUCAGUGUGGUCUACAAGGGGGCAGACUCGUAGUACUUGCAGACACUCACAAAUGGGAAGCCAUACAGAAACUAACUAUCAAUAUGGGUGUCUACGUGUACGUUGGUGCCGAUGACAAGGCUGUAGAUGGGACCUUUGUGUGGAACAACGGACGCCUCGUGAAUGCCAGUAUGUGGCAUCCUCAUGAACCAAAUGGUCAGUUGGCAGAGAACUGCGUUGCUGUAUACAGAGGUCUGGUCGAUGUUCCUUGUUUCAUCAAGUUAACGUUCAUUUGCGAAAUCCUUUGUUAAAUUUAAUGACUUUGAUAUCUCUAAAAAUACAAGUGUGUUAUACUUUGAUACAUUUCUGUACUUGUAUGAUUUAUCAAAGAUCUCAAUAUGAAACCGAUGGGACCUUUUCAAGAGUCUCUUUGAUGUCUCAUUCAUUUAGGUAAAUAAGUGAAAGAGAACUGGUCAUUUAACCAUUACGGAACUAUAUCAGAUCAUCAAAGUAAGUGAAUACAUUGAAAAAACCAAAAAAAACCUAUUGAUCAUUUAACUUGGAGAGUUGGACAGGUGUUAAAAAUACGAGAAACUUUGUGGAUGAUGUCUAUUUUUGUUAACAUGGCAGCAAAGAAAAACAUGUAUUACUAAGCACAAUGUAUCCAAUGUACACAAAGACUGGUAACUAAGAUUGAUCAUGAUUAAUCUAGUCCUUAAGAGGGAAACAGACAUAGGUUUUCUUUUAACUGAGACUCGGUUGCUAUUUCCCACACAUAAUAAACACUCGUGUUGAAUCCUCCAUUUCUUAAACAGAUUUAUAAGAAGUUAACCAUGUUCGAUAAUCACAAACGAAAUGUUUUUGUUUUUGUACAGAAAGGGUCAAUGUCAUUUCAAUGCAGAGAAACCUAAAUUGAUCAUUUUUGAUAAGUUGUAUUUAGAAGAUAAAUAGUUACGUUUGUGAAAUUUCCGGGAUUCAUCGUAAUUCAACAUCCGCAAAUUUAGUUUAAAACCGGCGGCUUUAGCCGCAUGUUUUAAACGCUUAAAUUUGCAGGAGCUGGAAUUCGUUCACCUGACAAGGAGAACUAAUGGGUUUUGACAUUCUUUCAAAGGGGAGAUGGGCUACUUGAUGAUGAUGAAACAUAAACAAAAGACAUAUUUUUUUCAAGAUACUUUAAUUACGCAGGUAGUCAUUUGGAAAUUGUAAUAGCUUUAAAUAUUUGGCUAUAGCUUUUACUCCCUCGGGUAGUUUUUCGGAGGCUCAAAGAAUAUUGUCUGAACAAGCUAGCAAAGCAUUAUUUACGCUAUAUAGAAUAACUAGUAAUAAACCCUAUUUUCAAGUUAGCCAACAAUAGGGAUUGU
Messenger RNA from Haliotis rubra (blacklip abalone), 1807 nucleotides. Its product is annotated as brevican core protein-like. Lineage: Eukaryota; Metazoa; Mollusca; Gastropoda; Lepetellida; Haliotidae. The record is from RefSeq and is a predicted model, not a curated record. The coding region runs from base 65 to 757 and encodes 230 amino acids. The transcript has 4 exons.